GUUUAAUGUAGUACAGACAAGAUCACAGUUUAGUACUUCUGUAACCUGACAUGAAAACAUGCAAGUCUGCAAAAAGAUCUUAUCCGCUUACAAUAUUUUGCCAAUACUGGUUAUUAAAAUAUUUUUUGUGUGCAAUACUGUAGUGCAUUCCCAAAUCCCAGGUGUGAAGGUUCAAUUUUCCUUAUUUGUUACACUGAUAAAGAUCUGAUGAGCUUUUCUGAACACAAAGCUCAUGUAUCUUAUCUUGUAUGCUUUUCCCACGACCUCUCCAGCUGCCAUUUACGGCUUUUACGGCAAGUAUAGCAGGGGGUCAACUAAGGGGUUAAACUUCAGGAGAUCUGAUGGAUAGACAUAUGAGUGUUUGGGAUUCGUUUCACAUUAACUAUUUGAUUGAAUUUUAAUGAAUCUCUGUAAUCCCAAGAGAGCGCCAUAUGCACUUCCACUCAUUCUGUUUGUGUUGAUGAAGCUAUUUUUGAUCGGUGACUUUUAAGCAUUGACCUCACGCUAAAGGACACACAAAGCAGAGAGGAACAGUGGGAUUGUUAUUUGGCAUUGCUCUGAAAUACUGUAAGUACAAGAUGUUCCCAUGUUUAUCUGAACAUUGUGCCAUGCCCAGGUCAAAAGUUCCUGGAGGACUAGUUUGUAUAGGGUUUGCUUUUGUUUCCUAUCUGCAGAGCCGUAAAAGUACUGUGGUGAAAUCCUGGUACAGUGAUGCAUGUUCCAUGGGCAGCAGCAUUAGUGGAUUGUUCAGUGCCCUGUCUAAGACCAUCAGCAGCCCUGCUCUCCCCCAACCGUGUGAUUCUGGAUACAAUCCCAAUAGCGACCUGGAUCUGGUUCAGGACCCGGUGGACCCUUUGGAGCUGUUGCAGGAAUGUAGAGAGGUUCUGAGAAACAGGCCACCCCGACUGAACAGAACUUUUGUUCAGACUGGGAAUGGAGACCCCAGGCAGACUGCGAUCAGGGUUAUGCAGUGGAACGUACUAGCACAAGCCCUUGGUGAAGGUAUGGACAGUUUUGUCAAGUGCCCUAUGGAUGCUUUGAACUGGCCUGAAAGGAAGUAUUUGAUCCUUGAAGAGAUCCUGACCUACAGACCUGACAUCGUUUGUCUGCAGGAAGUCGAUCACUACUUUGACAUGUUUCAGCCCAUUCUUUCCAGUUUAGGAUACCAGAGCAGUUUCUGCCCCAAACCGUGGUCCCCGUGUCUGGAUGUGAAAAACAACAACGGCCCUGACGGCUGUGCCUUGUUUUUCAACCACAAACGCUUCCAGUUGAUAAGCACGACAAACUUAAGACUGUCCGCCAUGAUGCUAAAAACCAAUCAGGUAGCGAUCAUCGCUACUUUGCGUUGCCAGGCAACGGGACGGGCAUUCUGCGUUGCUGUAACGCAUCUGAAGGCAAGGAGCGGUUGGGAGGUCGUACGUAGCGCGCAGGGUUCGGAUCUGCUGCGGAACCUGAGGAACGUCGCGCAGAAGGUAGAGACGGACGAAAGUGCUGAUUCCGACAUUCCUCUGAUAGUAUGUGGUGAUUUUAACGCCGAGCCAACGGAGGAUGUCUACAGGAAUUUCGCAACAUCGAGUCUUGGACUGGACAGUGCGUACAAGCGCCUGAGCACGGAUGGGAAAACCGAGCCACCUUACACAACGUGGAAGAUCCGCACCAGUGGGGAAAGCUGUGACACGCUGGAUUACGUGUGGUAUUCGCACAGAGCAUUUCAUGUUAAUGCGCUUCUGGACUUUCCUACAGCAGAACAAAUCGGACCAAACAGGCUUCCUUCUUAUAACUACCCAUCAGAUCACCUCUCUCUUGUCUGUGACCUCAGCUUUAAGGAUGUGACACUUGUUUCAUAACAUGCAGACUCACUAAAUGUUACGCAAGACAUUUACCAAGUUGCCGUUUGGCACAACAUGUUGUUUCCUGAAUAAGUGGUGCAGUCAUUGCACACAUGUUGUUCUCAACCUAUUCUGUAGAUUAUUCAAAUUAUUUACUUACAUUUGUUACAUAAAAUGGAACAUAAUGAUAACAGUAUUUUUAUUCGAUGAAAUAUUUCUGUUGCUAUUGUGUGUUCAUGACUUUGAGAAUGUAGGUUUUGAACAAAAAUUACAAAGAAUUCAUCUUGCAAAUAUUUUUGGUUUAUAUUGGUAAAGCUUGUAUACAAUAUAUCAAGCAAACGCAUUGUAUUUCUGAUGCAGGGUGUUGAAAAUAAAGUCAGUCUAGGACGGUGUCAAAAUAACAAAAACAGUUUGUCUUUCAUGGACUGUCAGAAAUGUAUGAAUCAUUGCCUUCACGUUCAUAUGUAACAUGCUCAGACUAGCUUCACAAGAGUCUAUUGGUCUGCUGCAAAUAGACCAUUUAGAAAUUACAUAUCACAUUUUUGGUUCCUUUCACAUGAGCUUUAAAUCAUAGGCUUAAUAUCUGGGCGAACUGUAAAGGACAUUUUGUUUUGGUAACCACACUGCUACUCUGUGGCAGAACUUAGUACUGCAGGUGCAUUAUAAGAUACUCAAAUACACGUGUAUUUUUU
This is a messenger RNA of Paramisgurnus dabryanus, 2521 nucleotides long. RefSeq names its product nocturnin b (gene noctb). Gene Ontology annotation, biological process: circadian rhythm. Gene Ontology annotation, molecular function: poly(A)-specific ribonuclease activity. Lineage: Eukaryota; Metazoa; Chordata; Actinopteri; Cypriniformes; Cobitidae. The record is from RefSeq and is a predicted model, not a curated record.